AUGAAGCUGCUGAAGUUUUUGCUUCGUUACUUCCCGCCGGGUCUCGCCUUGGAGUACACGCAGGGUGGUGACGUCAAGACGAAGAUAAUCGAUCUCCUCGACAUGACGGCCGAAACGGACAUAAGGGCAUUAGCGGAGAGCAUAAAAGCGGACGAGCCUGUUAUAACCGAAAGUGUAAUGGAGCAGUUAGUGGAGACACUGCAGAAGCUACAAGCCAAAGUUUGUGACACAAACACGAAGCGCUACUACAAAUACAAAACCUUGCAGACCCAUCUUCUGCCCCUUACGAACAUCGCGUUCGAUAAACUAGGUAAAAGAUGCCUCACAGGCAGCUACGACCGAACGUGUAAAGUUUGGGACAUCGACAGUGGAGCGGAGCUUCUUACUCUCGAAGGCCAUAAGAGUGUGGUCUACGCCGUGUCCUUCAACAACCCAGCUUCGGACAAAAUUGUCACCAGCUCGUUCGAUAAAACCGCGAGGGUUUGGUGCUCCCAAACAGGACAUUGCUUGACCACAAUGCGGGGUCACGAUGCCGAGGUAGUUGUUGCAAAAUUUUCUCCCACGCAAAACAGAAUUGCUACUGGUUCUUUGGAUUCAAUGUCCAAAAUUUUUCAUCUGGCAACAGGUGAGGAAGAGGGGAUGUUGAAGGGUCAUACAGCAGAAGUAAUCGCGCUCUGCUUCAAUAACAAUGGCAAUCAAGUAAUUACGGCGUCUUUCGACGGCACCGUCAGUAUUUGGGACACUCGGAUCUUUACACGGGUGAGCGUAUUGAUCGGCCAUCGAUCCGAACUAUCCAAUUGCAUUUACAAUUUCGAUUGCUCGUUGAUCGCGUCGUCGUCUAUGGACAAGACGGCAAAGGUCUGGGAUACUAGGAUGCAUUCCUGUCUGGCCACUCUGCGGGGACACGACGACGAGGUCCUGGACCUGACCUUCGACAACAACGGGAAAAAGUUGGCAACCGCGAGCAGCGAUGCAACAGCACGCGUUUGGGAUGUGACCAGCGAUUUCCAGCAGCUGGCAGUAAUGGAGGGACAUAACGAGGAGGUGUCCAAAGUCUGUUUCAGUCCGAACGGUCAACAUUUACUGACUUCGUCUAUGGACAGAACAUCGAGAUUGUGGUCCGUGGAAAAUGGCUGCUGCGUGCAAACACUCGAUGGUCACACCGACGAUGUUUUCAGCUGUGCGUUUUCAUACAAUGGCGACACCGUCAUCACCGCGAGCAAGGAUAACACUUGCAUGAUCUGGAGGUGA
Messenger RNA from Nomia melanderi (Alkali bee), 1251 nucleotides. RefSeq lists its product as uncharacterized. The record is from RefSeq and is a predicted model, not a curated record. Lineage: Eukaryota; Metazoa; Arthropoda; Insecta; Hymenoptera; Halictidae. Gene Ontology annotation, molecular function: protein binding.